AUGGCAUUACCUGAGCAGCUUCAUAUAAGUAGCAGUGCUAAAGAUGGGGUAGAUGAGGAAGCCAUAGAACAGGUGUUUAAUCAGGUCGCUAAGGAAGCUGAUAUUUCUCCAAAGUCCAUGCAGAAAGGGUAUGUAGAGGUGAUUCAGGAUACAGAUCAACAGAUUACAGUUAAGCUAAAUUUUCAGGAUGAUAAUAAGACUCUUAUGACUACUAUGAUUUAUGCAAAGUGUGAAGCAUUGGAAAGAAUUAGUCUUUGGGAUAACUUGUAUAACCUGGAUGAUCAAAUGGAAGUGCCCUGGCUUGUGGGAGGGGAUUUCAAUGUCAUUAUACAUGAAGAUGAGAAAAUAGGGGGUCUGCCAGUUUAUCCAUAUGAGUAUGAAGAUUUUGCAUUCUAUGUGAAUUCAAGUGAACUAUUUGAAGUUUCUUUUAAAGGAAGCUUAUUCACAUGGUGGAAUGGUAGAGCUGGUAGAGAUUGUAUUUUUAAAAGGUUAGACAGAAUGCUCACUAAUUCAAAACUACAGGAUUGGUUUGGUCACAUGGAAGUUGAACAUUUAUCUAGAACUGGUUCUGAUCAUGCUCCUCUUCUACUUACUUGUGGAAAUUCAUCUCAACAUAGUAAAGCUACCUUUGGGGAUAUCUUCAAGAAACUGGUAGUAAGGGAAGAUAUUGUGAGAGUUAAAGAACAGCUGUUUGAAGAUGAUCCUUCUCCUGCAAACAAGAUGGUACUCCAACUAGCACAAGCAGAAUUGAAGAAGUAUAUGCAUUAUGAGGAGGAGUUCUGGAGAUAG
Molecule: messenger RNA, 789 nt
Organism: Lycium barbarum (goji berry)
Lineage: Eukaryota; Viridiplantae; Streptophyta; Magnoliopsida; Solanales; Solanaceae
Exons: 3
Coding region: 1-789 (262 amino acids)
Source: RefSeq, a predicted model, not a curated record